CCUACCCAAGCUGCAGAUGUGGCGGAGCGGCCGGGCGCCGGGCGGCCGUGCCAGGGGAGCCUGCGCCCUGUGAGCCUCGCGCCCCGGCCCCCGCCCGCCCCGGCCCCUCCCCCGCUCGGCCCCCCACGCCCCCCGACCGCCGGAGCCCGCAGCCCGGAGCCCGACCGCCCCCGCUGCCGAGGUUCCUGCCUGAAGACCAGCUGGGAGCACUGCCUGCUGCCACCUCCAGCUCUAGCCUCCUCACCAUGCACUCCUUGGACGAGCCGCUCGACCUGAAGCUGAGCAUCACCAAGCUCCGGGCGGCAAGAGAGAAGCGAGAGAGGACGCUGGGUGUAGUCCGGCCCCGCGCUCUGCACAGGGAGCUGGGCCUGGUGGACGACAGCCCCACACCUGGCUCUCCAGGCUCCCCGCCCUCAGGCUUCCUGCUGAACUCCAAGUUCCCUGAGAAGGUGGAGGGACGCUUUUCAGCAGCCCCGCUCGUGGACCUCAGCUUGUCACCACCAUCUGGGUUGGACUCCCCCAACGGCAGCAGCUCGCUGUCCCCCGAGCGCCAGGGCAACGGGGACCUGCCUCCAGUGCCCAGUGCCUCGGACUUCCAGCCACUGCGCUAUUUGGACGGUGUCCCCAGCUCCUUCCAAUUCUUCCUUCCCUUGGGCUCCGGGGGAACUCUGCACCUGCCUGCCUCCUCCUUCCUUACCCCUCCCAAGGACAAGUGCCUCUCGCCAGACCUGCCCCUGCCUAAGCAGCUAGUGUGUCGCUGGGCCAAGUGUAACCAGCUCUUUGAGCUCCUGCAAGACCUGGUGGACCACGUCAACGACUACCACGUCAAGCCCGAGAAGGAUGCCGGGUACUGCUGCCACUGGGAGGGUUGUGCCCGCCAUGGCCGAGGCUUCAACGCCAGGUACAAGAUGCUUAUCCACAUCCGAACACACACCAAUGAGAAGCCGCACCGCUGCCCGACCUGCAGCAAGAGCUUCUCCCGCCUGGAGAACCUGAAGAUCCACAACCGCUCACACACAGGUGAGAAGCCCUACGUCUGCCCCUAUGAGGGCUGCAACAAGCGCUAUUCCAACUCCAGUGACCGCUUUAAGCACACUCGCACCCACUAUGUGGACAAGCCCUACUACUGCAAGAUGCCCGGCUGCCACAAGCGCUACACGGACCCCAGCUCACUGCGCAAGCACAUCAAGGCCCACGGCCACUUCGUGUCCCAUGAGCAGCAAGAGCUCCUGCAGCUGCGCCCACCCCCCAAGCCGCCACUGCCUGCCCCCGAUGGCGGCCCCUAUGUCAGCGGGGCCCAGAUCAUCAUCCCUAACCCAGCCGCCCUCUUUGGAGGCCCUGGCCUGCCUGGCCUACCCCUGCCCCUGGCUCCCGGCCCCCUCGACCUCAGUGCCCUGGCUUGUGGCAGUGGUGGGGGCAGUGGAGGUGGAGGGGGCAUGGGUCCUGGGCUGCCGGGCCCCGUGCUGCCUCUCAAUCUGGCCAAGAACCCGCUGCUGCCCUCGCCCUUUGGGGCUGGCGGACUGGGCUUGCCUGUGGUCUCCCUCCUUGCUGGCUCUGCUGGUGGCAAGGGCGAGGUGGAGAAGGGGCGUGGGUCAGUGCCUGCCAGGGCCCUGGGCAUGGAGGGCCGCAAGACGCCCCUCGAAAGGACGGAGAGCAGCUGCUCCCGGCCAAGCCCUGAUGGACUCCCCCUGCUGCCGGGCACCGUGCUAGACCUGUCCACCGGCGUCAACUCCACCGCCAGCAGCCCAGAGGCACUGGCUCCUGGCUGGGUGGUCAUCCCGCCGGGCUCCGUGCUGCUCAAACCGGCUGUGGUGAACUGAACCCACCCUGUGGACAACUAUUACGGCCCUGCCGGCAGCUCCUGGCACUGCCCCCUGACGAACAGAAACUCUUCUGUGAAAUAGCAAUAAUGUCCUACUGCCUGGGCAGCCCCAGCCUAGCCCGCCAGGGAGUAAGGAUGGUGCUAGGUCAUUCAUGGCUGGUCUCCUGGUCCCUGGGUGGGGCUGGCCUGCCAUUCGGGGGGAGCUGUGCUCCUGGGUGCUGACGCCUCGCUCCCCUCUGGCUCCCCCACCCAGCUCUCAGCUUCUGCCAGGCCUGUCCCUGCCCCUGUCCUCCCGUUUCUCUCCCACCCUGGUACCUUCCUCACCCAAUGACUACCCCUUCUCCAGCAGAGAGGGUGGGUGGGACGGCAUCUGCCCUCCCUGUUGGCGCCAGGCUCCCCUUCCUGAGAGGGACCCCCAGGGACCAGAAGCCCACCCAUCCCUCCUAGGCUUACCCAGCCCCUGUCCUGGGGGCUCCUUGGACUCCUUUCUCUCUGACCCUGCCUCCAGAGGGAAAGCAAGACAGAUGCAGGCCCCUUCAAAGCCCCAGGCAGAAGCAUGCUCCCCAGGACAAAGGUGCCUCCUGCUAGUUAGAAGGGAGGCCCCGCACCCCGCUCUGCGGCCGUCCUUCUCACCCCAGGCCAGGCUGACAGCACUGCCCAAGGGACGCCACCUCCAGACUGAGGGGAUAGCUGGCCACUCCAUCUCUGCACCCCGGGGGGCCUCCUUCCUCUACCAUAGGUCACCCGAGGACAGUGAGAAGCCAGUCUGAGGGCCCCUGAGCUGGUGAGGGGAGGUACCAGGCCAGGUGUAGUGCCAGGACAGAGUGGCCUGGGCCCUGGCUCAGGGAGCAUGUGGGGCCAGACCCAGCGCCCGGUCUUCCUGCUUCCAUCCCCACUGGGCCUGGCCUGGGCAGUGCCCCCCCGCAGAGGCCUGCGGGCCUUGGUCCUGCACCAGGAAGGGGAGGCUGGCUGGGACACAUCUCCUGGUCUGGGGCUCCAAGUGACAGCAUGCAGGGGAGGGGGUUCCCGGCCAGUGCUGUGUUGGAACUUCCUGGAGGCUGUGGACUGAAGGCCUGAGGGAAGCGGUGGCUGGAGGACCACCUGUGACACUUGCUUCCUCAGGCUCUUUCCUUCCGAGCUGCUUUCUCAGAGGCGCUUCCCUACCCCUAAUACCCAACGGGCUCUCUCAGGUUCUGUGCCACUCAAGGACUCUGGCAGGGGCCAGAACCAUUUAAGGGUGCUAGAAGGCCUUGUGCCCCUUAAUCCCAUCCCAGGACACCCUGGGGGAUGGAUGCACCCAUGCAUCCCCCAUUUGGGGCCUCCCCUCUGCUCCCUCUCCCGCCUGGUGGCUGGGAGUUCUGGCUUCUAGGCCUGCGCUGUCACCAGGCCGUGGAAUGGCCCAGCCUUUCCACCUCCCCAUCUGUAGAACGAGGCAGCUGCCUGGAUAGCACUGGGGUCCUCAGUGGCCCUGCAGAUCCUCUGGCAGCUUUGCUGACCCCACCCUCUCCCAGACUGCCCUUCUGUCCCAGAGGGGUCACCCUGACCUGGCCUGCCCUGCCACUGGGCUUCGGACUCCAGCCCUGACAGGGCCCCGCCGCACUGGCUCUGCUCCUCGAAGGGGCUGUGAGCAAGGUAGGAGGGAGCUGGUCUCCUUUCUUCGGGCCCCAUGCAGGCCCCGAGCACCCCCCACCCCUGUGAGGGCCCCAGGCCUUAAGUCCCUGGUGGGGUCAUGGGUUUCUGACUCAAGCGGAGCGGAGGAACAGGGCACUGGAAGGCCGACGAGCUCAGCAUGCGAUUCGGUGACGGACCAGGCUCGGAAGGGCCGGUGUACUUUUUGUGGUUGUCGUUGGUUUGUUGUUGCACAUUCCAGGAUAUCAGUAUUUUAACAGGUUCUAAGUGCCUUUCUAUCGUAGCUAUGUUUUUCCUCCUCUUGGCUCCAUUGCUGUUAGCAUAGAGUUUUAAAAAAAAAGAGAUAAGCUAAUGACUAUAACAAUAUAUUCCUCCAUGGGAGAGGAAGUUUAUAAAGAAACAAUAAAAGUGAGUUGCAAAGAUG
Messenger RNA from Cebus imitator (Panamanian white-faced capuchin), 3875 nucleotides. RefSeq names its product GLIS family zinc finger 2 (gene GLIS2). Lineage: Eukaryota; Metazoa; Chordata; Mammalia; Primates; Cebidae. The record is from RefSeq and is a predicted model, not a curated record. Gene Ontology annotation, molecular function: DNA-binding transcription factor activity, RNA polymerase II-specific; RNA polymerase II cis-regulatory region sequence-specific DNA binding. The transcript is spliced from 7 exons. Gene Ontology annotation, biological process: regulation of transcription by RNA polymerase II; smoothened signaling pathway. Gene Ontology annotation, cellular component: nucleus. The coding region runs from base 246 to 1820 and encodes 524 amino acids.